Messenger RNA from Parasteatoda tepidariorum (common house spider), 1233 nucleotides. RefSeq lists its product as uncharacterized. The record is from RefSeq and is a predicted model, not a curated record. NCBI's taxonomy places the organism in Eukaryota, Metazoa, Arthropoda, Arachnida, Araneae, Theridiidae.
UUUCUCACCCUUUUUUCAAAUAUCAAAAUAACUAUUGAUUGCAGACUGACGAAAAGGGUGCAAUAGAAGAAAGACGUGACCUUUAAUCACAUUUUGCGUUCAUGCGUAUAGUAAACAACUAAAAUCAGGUAAAGCGAGUGUUUCGAAAAUAAUUUGAUUUUCUUUGCGUUAUUUCGACAAAAUUGAGAGUUUUGUGGCAGAUAUAUAAGUAACUUACACCCAUCUGCGGUUUAUUAGCAUUAACAACCAUGAUUUUUCUGUUAAGUGUGUUGGCUUCGGCCUCUUCCCUUGCUGCUUCAUUUUCACCACUAGACUUUUCAUCACUCGAGAGUGUUCCGCCCUUUUCAUUUCCCCUUUUGGAAUCGGAAGCCAAGGAAGUGGACAUCGAAAAAGUGGCCAAAGCUCUAGAAUUGGACAAAAGUUGGCCUUUUGCCGAAAAAGAUAUAUCAUUUGAGAAAGGAUUCGACUUCAGUGUGGGAAAAACAGAACUCGAAAAAGAAUUCAGUAAAAUUGGACUUGAGAAAAGUGUAGGCUGGGAGAAAUCUCCUUACCCUUGGUACCUAUACGAAAAAAUUUUUGGACUUGGUAAGAAAAUCUCUUUUGAGCAAGCUUUACUGUACGAACUGUACAGGUUGUAUGGAUACUAUGGUCUUUUUGUGGCGAGAGAGUUACAGAGAAGAUUCCAGAUCGCCAAAGAAUUGGGACUUGUUGGGAAGGAGAUAGCCUUCCAAGAAGCCAUCUCCUUAGGACUUUUUAAAGGUAUAGGUCUCGAAAAAAUAUUCGAAAGUGUUAGAAAGAUCAUAGGUGCGGAGGAAAAAACUUUUGAUUUUGAAAAAGGGUUUGGAAUAUUCAAGAAGCUGUAAUGGGCAGUACUCUGAUGCUGUGAAAUGUUUUCAGUUCCUGAGCACGUGAGAAAAUAUAUUACAAGAAACACCAUUCUUUUCGGAGCAAUAUGUACACUGAAGGAAUAAAUGAAAAUGUCAAUUUGAUUUAUAAUGUGUGGAAAUCACUUUUUCCUUCUUUUAAUUCACUUAUUACAAUUUUAUUUCAAAGGGUGAAUGGUGAUAAUUCACAAUAUUAUAAAUAAUGUGCCUAAGGAAAAGUUCGACAAGUAUCCUGUAUUGCAUCCACACUGCACUAUAGUAAUCAUUGAAAUUAUAUUGAAAGAAGCUGAUACAGAUGCACUGUACCUUGUAAAACAAUACAUUGUUCAUAAUAAAUAAUUUUAGCGCA